GCAUCACAAUUAAACAGUCGACUAAUCUUCAUAGAAAACAAAAGAAAAGAUCACUAGAGUCACUAUGGAAGGUAAGAUCCAAGCUCUUCUCUCGACGAUUCUAGUUGUGACUUUGUGUGCCACUACUUUAGUGAAGCCCGGGCUAGCUCAACUCCCUACCAGUGCUGGGUUUUCUCUACCCGGCUCCCAAGUUGAUCUCGCAAAAUGUUGGUCAUCGCUCCUCAACAUUCACGGUUGCAAUAUCGAAAUCUUUAAAUCUGUUUUAACCGGUAAGUUUGAAAACGUUGGAUCCACGUGCUGCAAGGCUUUUACAGAAGUGGAUGCAAAGUGUUGGCCAAAAAUGUUUCCGUUGAAUCCAUUAUUCCCUCCUCUUCUCAAGGAUGGUUGCUCUCGCAUCAUCUCAGGUGCACCAGCACACAAGACACCGCAAUUCCCUGUCAUCCCUGGUUCUCCGAUCGAUCUCACAAAAUGUUUGUCAUCACUUGUCAACGUUCAAGGUUGUGUAACUGAAAUCUACAAAUCAGUUUUCACAGGAAAGUGUGAUAACGUAGGAUUUAUGUGCUGCAAGGCGUUUAUGGCUGUGGAUGCAAAAUGUUGGCCAAAAAUGUUUCCACUAAAUCCGUUCUUCCCUCCUCUCCUCAAAAAUGUAUGUUCUCGCAUCAACACAUCUGCUCCUACACACAAGUGAAGUAGCUAUGGGACCAUCAUUCACAAUGUUUUAAUUUAGGCUCAUUAAAUUCAUGAAUUAUCCCUAUUCCAAAUGUUGGCGGAUGUUGUUUUGUUCUACCUAUAUUAUUUUCUACAAUGCUAUAAAGAAAUUCAAAUUUCGACACACUUUUUAUUGU
This is a messenger RNA of Arabidopsis thaliana (thale cress), 845 nucleotides long. RefSeq names its product egg cell-secreted-like protein. NCBI's taxonomy places the organism in Eukaryota, Viridiplantae, Streptophyta, Magnoliopsida, Brassicales, Brassicaceae. The transcript has a single exon. Gene Ontology annotation, cellular component: extracellular region. The coding region runs from base 65 to 688 and encodes 207 amino acids. The record is from RefSeq and is marked reviewed.